Molecule: messenger RNA, 2808 nt
Organism: Chelmon rostratus (copperband butterflyfish)
Lineage: Eukaryota; Metazoa; Chordata; Actinopteri; Chaetodontiformes; Chaetodontidae
Gene: xkr8.3
Product: XK, Kell blood group complex subunit-related family, member 8, tandem duplicate 3
Exons: 3
Coding region: 216-1481 (421 amino acids)
Biological process (GO): phosphatidylserine exposure on apoptotic cell surface; apoptotic process involved in development; engulfment of apoptotic cell
Cellular component (GO): plasma membrane
Source: RefSeq, a predicted model, not a curated record
UAUGCCUGCAAAGUUUUAAUAUUCCUUCUUGGAGUGAGUUCAACCUGUUGCUCAAGUGUGAAGGCGUGGACAACUUUUUGUCCUCAAUGGGUUGAAGAAUGUGAAGUCGCUUUGUGAAGAGAAAUAACGGUACGCGAUGUUAGCCGAUUGUUAGCUUAACAGCAACAGGUCGGUCGGUCGGUCAACGGAAGUUAACGGACUCGGGUUAAACGGCUAUGGAGCGCGCGACUUUUGCGAAGUACUCCUGGGUCGACUUCGUCUUCUCUGUGAUCGGAGUGUGUACCUUCUUGUUCGACUGGGGCUCCGAUGUGUGGGUUGCCGCCGAGUUUUACUGCCGGGGGAACUUUCUCUGGUUCGGGGUGCUGGUCGGCCUCAUGGUCCUGUCGUCUGUUGUGGUCCAGAUGUUCAGCUGGUUCUGGCUCAAGUAUGACCGUGAGCUGCCGGGGUUCGGUGCACAGACCGGUGGAGGAACCGUGCUCUUCGGGGACCAAGUGAAGCUCUCCUGCCUGUUACAUGUGCUGCAGCUGGGCUUCCUUUGCAGGCACAUCUCCGCCAUCCGUCAAGGCUUCAGGGUUUGGUGGCGGAAACAGGAAGGGUCAGAGUAUGCCGUUUACCUGACGCAUGACCUCAGCAUGCUCCGGCUCAUCGAGACGUUCUGCGAGAGUGCUCCUCAGCUCACCCUGAUGAUCUAUGUCAUGCUGCGCACAAACAAGGCCAGGACUGUUCAGUUUGUGAGCAUCGCUGUAUCCACCACUUCCAUCGCCUGGAUGGUGGUGGAUUAUCACCGCUCCCUGCGCUUCUUCCUCCCAGACAAAGCCAAGCAGGGCUGGGGUUCCUCCUUAAUCUACUUCCUGUGGAACCUGCUGCUGAUCGCCCCACGUGUGGCAGCCCUUGCCCUCUUCGCCUCUGUCCUUCCCGGGUACAUCGCUGCCCACUUCCUGAUGCUGUGGUUCGUCUUUGUGUUGUGGGCCUGGCGACAGAGGACAGACUUCAUGGACAGCGCCGGUGGAGAGUGGCUCUACAGGGCCACUGUGGGGCUCAUUUGGUAUUUCAGCUGGUUUAAUGUAGCAGAGGGUCGGACCAGAGGCAGGAGCAUCAUCUACCAUUCCCUCAUCACCACUGACAUGGGAAUCCUGCUGGUGACUUGGUGGUGCUACAGGGACCCUGUCCAGAGUGAGUCGUACGCCCUCGCUCUGCUCAUCACUCUACCUUUCACCUACCUCCUGGGGCUGCUCUUCAAAACCGUCUACUACUGCUGCUUCCACCCCAAGCUGUGGAGACCCCCGGCGAGGGACCCAGGACUGCCUGACGAUCUGCCUGACGCAGAAGUGUCCUUUAAAGACUUUUCCAUCCAGGACGGCACCCUGUCGUCCCAGCUUCUCAACAAACGUAUGGCCUGCCAUGCCACUCAUUUUUACUCCGGGCAAGGAGUCAUUAGAAACACUGAUAGCACAAACAGAGCGGAUUUCUCACACCUGUGAUGUCUGACUUUGUGUGUGUCACGGCCGACCAUGUAGUACUGAUAAAUGUUACCUUCAGUUGUAGUGGUAGAAUGAAACAGUCUCUCUUUAAACUGCGUCCUGUUUGUGUUCAUCAGAUGCUCCAUAUACUCUGAACUCUGAGUCCUUGAAAUUAAAAGUGAUCAAUAUGUAUCAGUCAUUUUCAUAUCAGCACAUACAUCAUACAUCAGUUCAUACACUGUGAUACUGUACAUUUUUGGAAAAUCUGUUAGCUGUUUAUAACUAAGCCAACAAAUGAAAUGCCUGACAAAUCUAGAUACUUCACAGGUUCAUCUCAUCUUACGGUACAAACAUUGUCAAAUUUCUCAACUGUACUUGAAAACGUUGAAUAUUUUUAAGGAAAUUUCUAAACUAUCGAAGUUAAGUGUUUUAAUUGAUGCAUUUUCUACGAAGCAAAUUAUAUUGUGCUAUUUUUACAUAUGUGGGAGACUUCUUUGUCAUGUAAACCAUAUGAUCAUAUGGGUUUGUUGUUACUGUUACUGUGAACACUUUGUAUUUCCAAAAUACACACGGUCAGCAAAUAAGAAAAUAACCUUGUUUUUUUUAGAGUCUGACAAUUCUCUCUCUAAAUUCAGAUUAAUUCACAAAAACGAUGAAGAUUGGAUUUCUAAGGUUCGUACAUGACAACAAAGGCUGUCUAAAUGUGUGUCUGAGGUUUUUGGGUCAUGUUACAGCUGCUGCUACUGGAACCUACUGAAGGCCUCUGAAUGUAGAUUUGACCAUAAGCUCUCCUUUAUAUAAUGUCUGUGUUCUGUUACUGUGUGAAACAUUUAGAACGCUUGACGGGGUGCUAGUUUUUAUCGGUGGUGUAAAAUAGGUCAAGUGCUAAUUCUUUACAUGUCAAAGACUUGUUAGUACAACGGAUGUCGUAAGUGUAGCCGCAGGUACAAACGCUUGUGGUACUUUCGCUGGCUCAUCAUUGUUUACCUUGUUUAAAUGUCUCGUGUCAAACGGCUCUGUUUACUUUGGUAUCAGUUCAGACUCAAGUGAUCAAAGCACUCUCUUCCCUCUGUGUCGUGAAUAAACCAGUGCCACACUUGUUCAAUCAGCAUUAUUCCAGACAGCAUGUUUUUUUUUUUUUUAAUCUUUUUGGGUGACCUUAAAGUACACUCAAGUUUUGUUUCAUAUGCCGUUUUCACCUGUUAAACCUUAAACCAUUGUUCAUUUCUGCAGAAUGUUCAUGGAAAGUGUUGUGGAUUCAUUUAUUCUCUGAAACCAAAAGUCAAGGUCGCUGCUGGUUGUUAAUCUUUUACCUCAUAUGCCAUGUGCAAUCAUUAAAGUGGUCACA